AGUGCCAGGUGCCACCUCCUGCAUGCAGCUUGGGAGUGUAGGAGGGCACGGUGGCUGUCACUUCCCUGCGGUGAGGGGACACGUGCCGGCUGGGGACACGGACACGGACACGGCGGGAGCACAGCAGUGUGGGGAAAAGCACAGCUCCGAAGCAAGGAGAGCCCUGACAGGCAGAAGAGAGAGCAGGGCAGUAAGGAGCUGGGCCGAGCGCUAAGCAACCCCUAUGCCACUGUGCCUGAAGGCUGCUGCCAGCAUGAGGGACUACUGCCCCGUGUCGGUGCCCCGGUAUGGCCGGUACACCCCGCGCCUGAGGGCCUCGCGCACUGUGCACUUCCCCAACGACGUCGUCUUUCAGGACCACAUCAAGCAGGGGGACCUGGAACAGGUGGGCAGGUUCAUACGAGCCAGGAAGGUGACGCUGGACACCAUCUACCCCUCUGGCAUGGCAGCUCUUCACGAGGCUGUGCUGACGGGAAACCUGGACUGUGUCAAGCUCCUGGUGAAAUACGGCGCCGACAUCCACCAGAGAGAUGAGAACGGCUGGACGCCCCUGCACAUGGCCUGCAGCGAUGGCUACGCUGACAUAGCCAGGUACCUCCUGUCCCUCGGCGCCAGCCUGGAGGCCACCACCGACGACGGGGAGAAGCCCUCGGACCUCAUCGACCCCGAGUACGAGGACCUGGUGCAGCUCUUCGGAGCCACCGCGCUGCGCUGAGGCGGGCGCGGCGAGGAGCGGCCCCGAGGGCCGGGGCGGCGGGGCUGCGCCCACCCGAGGGCCGGGGCUGGGCCCAGGCUGGGCCUGGGCGGCGGCCGGGCAGCGGCGCCCGGUACCGCGAAUCGGGAACCACUUUGUACUUUUCCAAUAAAGCAUCUCGGUCACCGCC
Corapipo altera (White-ruffed manakin) is the source of this 884-nucleotide messenger RNA. It is a transcript of the gene PPP1R27, whose product is annotated as protein phosphatase 1 regulatory subunit 27. The record is from RefSeq and is a predicted model, not a curated record. The transcript has 3 exons. Bases 224 to 715 code for a protein of 163 amino acids. Gene Ontology annotation, molecular function: phosphatase binding. Lineage: Eukaryota; Metazoa; Chordata; Aves; Passeriformes; Pipridae.